AUCAUUGGUAAAUAUCCGAGGAAUAUAGGACCUGGUGAAGAGAAGUAUAACGGCAUUCAUCGAACAGAGACAAAAUAUCGUGAUAAGUGCAAUCAAAGCUGUUGAAAUUGGCCCCUCCGCUUUAUUCGCUCCGACAAAUUGGCCAAUUCGAAUAGACGUAGAGACACAAAACCCAAGAGGAAAAGUACAGAAGAGCAUAGACUCAACAUUGUUAAGAAUAGUCUGAACAGCCAAAUAUUGUUCUCCACGAAUACCAGCAAGAAUGCUACCCGACUCACAGACCCACCACUCAAGACCCAGCAUCAUCAUUCCAGGAAUCGCUAGCUUGAACCAAGUGCCCCAAUCGUGCCACAAUUCAACAUGAAUAGCGUCCCAGGUUUUCCUAUAUAUCUUCGAAAUGUGAAUGUAGACCACGAUGACAAUGAGUUGUGACAAAAAUGCUAUUGAUUGGGAUAGAGCAGAUCCUACGAAUCCAUAUUGAGUGUAGUGGUAGAAGAGAUAGUGAGAUCCAAAGUUGACGAUAUUGCCGACAAUACUACCUACUAA
Messenger RNA from Rodentolepis nana, 546 nucleotides. The record is from the annotation of a GenBank genome assembly. NCBI's taxonomy places the organism in Eukaryota, Metazoa, Platyhelminthes, Cestoda, Cyclophyllidea, Hymenolepididae.